This is a messenger RNA of Pogonomyrmex barbatus (red harvester ant), 452 nucleotides long. RefSeq names its product polyprenal reductase-like. Lineage: Eukaryota; Metazoa; Arthropoda; Insecta; Hymenoptera; Formicidae. Gene Ontology annotation, biological process: polyprenol catabolic process; dolichol-linked oligosaccharide biosynthetic process. Gene Ontology annotation, cellular component: endoplasmic reticulum. Gene Ontology annotation, molecular function: 3-oxo-5-alpha-steroid 4-dehydrogenase activity. The record is from RefSeq and is a predicted model, not a curated record.
AUCAUUCAUUAUAUAAUUACAACUUUGCAUUAUUUACACUGAUGUUGUCUUUGAUAGGAGAAUCUGUAGGAUUUGUUAGAGGUUCACACAUGGAUUUUUCUUUACGUAAAUUAACAAGUAUGCAACUAAUGUGUAUAUUUAUAUUUUUAUGGUCAACGUAUACGCAACUUAGAAUGAACUUUAUUCUUGCAAGAUUGCGUAAGAAUCAAUAUGGCGACAUCGUUACUAAAGAUCAUAAGAUACCAUUUGGUGAAUUAUUCAAUUACAUAACAAAUCCAUUACAAUUCACAGAAAUAUUAGUGUACGUAACAAUGUCCGGAAUACUUUGGCAAGCCUCUACAUUCCAUUAUAUUACAUUUUUUGUUAUAAUGAAUCAGGUAUGUAAUGGUUUUAUCAAAAGCUCUAUUUAUUUCAAUUAAUAAUUAAUUCAACCAACAGAAAUGUCUAUAACA